Messenger RNA from Yamadazyma tenuis ATCC 10573, 2073 nucleotides. Its product is annotated as protein disulfide isomerase. Lineage: Eukaryota; Fungi; Ascomycota; Pichiomycetes; Serinales; Debaryomycetaceae. Gene Ontology annotation, cellular component: endoplasmic reticulum. Gene Ontology annotation, biological process: protein folding. Gene Ontology annotation, molecular function: protein disulfide isomerase activity. The record is from RefSeq and is a predicted model, not a curated record.
AUGGAUGAGUCGACAUCCGAAGAAGUUGAGCUUCCUGAAGAGUUGAACAUGGAUGCUUUCGACAAAGUGACGGCUGAACACCUCUCUUUUGUCGAAUUCUUUUCUCCAUAUUGUAGCCACUGUAAGCAGUUGGCACCAAAAUGGGAACAGACUUACAAAGAAUUCCGCCAGGAAUUGACGGAAUUGGAGGUUCAAAUGAGACAAGUCAACUGUGUUGAAAGUGCUGAUUUGUGUGAAAGAGAAGAGGUGUUUGCAUAUCCAAACUUGAGAAUCUAUGCUCCAAUCCACGAUCGUCAAACUGGCUUGAAGACGGGGAAACUGAAGUUCGUGACAUCUUACCCCCGGUCAUUGGUUAGGACUCCCGAGAACUUCAAGAAGUUUGUGAAGAACGCAGUGGCCGAGUAUUCAAGUGGUGCUAUCGACUUGCCUAGUGCUUCCAAAGAACUCGACUUAGACAAUGUUCUCAAGUACAUUGCUGGGGAUGUCCAGCAACCCGAGUUCGUGAUGUUUCAUCCAGGAACAGAGAAGCAGUGGAAGGUUAGUGACACCACGGGCAAAUCAGCAUUCGCCAAAGGUUGCUACGAUUGUAUGGAUAACAAGCAGAUAUGGGACAAACUCUCGAACCAAGUCUUAACUACGGUUGGCACUAGCCAUUUCAGUUGCGGGUCGAACAAGGAAUUGUGUGCAAAGCUUGGGUUUGAGAAGUUGGCAGACAGUAAAACUGCAUCUCCGGAGUUUGUGAUGUUUUUACCAAAAGCCACUGGCACCAUCAGGUUUGAUUUUAAGGGUUUUAUAACAUUGGAGGCGUUGAAAAAGUUUGCUAGUGAUCUCUAUGAAAACCACAAGUUUGAAAUUGUGUCUGCAAAGACAUUGUCUGAGAUCAUGGAGUUUAGGAAAAGCUUACCUAAUGAGCCUUUGUACUCCUACUACCCACUCCAAAACAAAGUGUCGAUUGUUUUCUAUUAUGAUCCUAAAACAGUUGCUGCUGAGGAUAAAGAUAUCUUGCCUUACUUGUUGGACUUUGCCACCUACUCACCUUUCAACAUGUACAUUUAUACUACAAAGAGUGACAAGUUUGAAAGAGCCAUUGGAAGUCAGGCUCAGAAUAUGGUGAACUUUAUCAACUUUGAUGAAAAGGAGGACAAAAAGACGUUCAACAAGGCCAUGCACUUGGCUACUACUUUGACAACCAAACCAACCCUCUUUAUCAUCAAGGACAAUACUUUGUUUACACCUAUUUUUCAAAGUUAUGCCCCUGAAGACAUAAGAAACAAGGAUAAAGUGCUUGACUUUGUUGCCAGAAAUCAGUUUCCCUUAUACCAAGAGUUGACUCCGGAGUUGAUGCCCCUUUAUUUCGACAAAAAAAAUGGCAACAAUCAAGACAAGGUUGUUGUGACAUUCGUUGAUUCGUCAAAUCCUCAAAAGACCGAUGAGAUCUUCUACCAGAUAUCGUUGGUGGCCCAUCAGUACCAAUAUGUCAAAAACGAGUAUUAUUUCAACGAUAUACUUGAAAAAAGAGGACAGAAGGAAGAACGGGUGAACGAAUUGAAGAAACAAAACGCCGACAGUGUUCAGAUCAUCAAGGCCAUGAGGAAAGAAGUGCCUCAUUUGUUUGAUACCAACCAAGUUCUUUUCACGUUCAUUGAUUUGACCACCAACCCCAACCUCGCAGGGUAUCACGGAUGGAAUGUCAACUCCAGAGAGUACGCCGUAGGUGACACUAUUGUUGUUACCAAAGACAACACUCAUUACUGGGAUCAGGAUUUGACGGGAGAGCCGUUAAAGACCACACCGGAGGAUUUCAGUCUCGUAUUGAAGUACCUCUUGGACCCACAACUCGUAUCUCACAGAGUUGAUCUAAACCUAGUAAACCUCAAGAAUUAUCUCGUUGGAAGCCCCUACGGGGCCUCGCUACGGUUUAUGGAUGUUGUACAUGAAAGAGGUUUUGCCGGAUAUUUGAUUGUCAUUUUGGCGGUGUUUGGUACGGUCCUGGCAUACUUGAGAUUCAAGAAGAGAUCUCGUCGAACCACGAGCUCCAUGGGCAUCAUCGGUAACACUGAAAAACACGACUAG